CUUUCUCUACAAAGCUCCCUGUCUGUGGUGUUGGCAGCAAGCACAUCAGUAUUUCGAUUGCUUUGUCCUGAAUAUGAGUGUUGCUUACACUAUCCUUGUGUUUGUCUGUUUAUUCUCCCUAUGUUUCUGCCGCAGUAUUCUUGACUUUGCCGAACUUUGCUUAUUAAUCAUUUUGUCAUCAAGAUGUCAUGCCAGGUAUGUACGUGUAAAUAGAUGAUUUUACAGGGAUACUUUCGUAUGUGAAAGCCGCUCUUUUUGUUACAUGAUUGACUUGCUUUAUCUAGAAUCAAUCGAUCAGGAGGCCCUUUUUAAGCUUUUGUGGGAAGCCAUUAAGUAAACGACAAUAUAAUACCUAUUAUAUUAGUAAGAAACUAUGUCUUAUGUUGUUGAUCUUGUCAUGGAUUCCCCAAGAUUUUUGUCUUUGCUUUCCUUGUUUGAUACCCUUCACAUGUAACUUUUGUCACCAAAGAUCCAUCCUUUGGAUCAUUCAUAUCUCUUAACUCGGUAUAUACAGACCAUUCUCGUACACACUUUAAACUGAUGAUCUUUGAAUCAAGUUUGGUUCCAAGAUGUUGAGUUCUAUAAUCUCAAUCAAUGGCAUCGAUUAUCUUACUGAUCAGGAAAAAUAUCACCUUCUUCAGGAACCCGAAUUUGUCACAGCAGAAGAUGUGGGUGGAUUUGAUGAUCUCUGGUCCAGCUAUGGGUUCUACAAUGAGGGUUGCUUCGAAAAGGGAGCUCCUUUGGUGCUUAAUGAUCAGCAGCUGUUCUCGGACUUUGCGUUCAUGGACGACAUGCAUUUUGAUUCAAUUUCUUCAGCGAUUUCUGUUGCAGCGGAAACAGACCAGCCUGCGUCGAACUCUGAACUUCUGCAGUUGGACGAGAAGAGCACACCGCCUCUUCCCUCAAAAACGUCAGAGCUUUUGAGCAAAUACCAAUUUAAAUUCAAUGCGAGGAGUGGAGAAAAGCCUAAUGAGUCGAUCGAGAGGGGAGGAAGCAAACUGUCGACCGAAGAUUUCAUGCGGAUUGCUGCUUCUUUCUUCAUUCAACUGUCAACACACAAGGAUUGCAAUCCUUUUAUGCUUAAUAAUCAAUUCGGCUUAUCGUUUUCAGGGCUUAGUUCUGCGGAGAUUAUGAAUGUAGAGCUCGCGAUUCUUCUUUUUUCCGCCGCUGAGAAGGUAAGCCAACAGCGAUUCGAUCACGGUACCAAUUUAAUCAAGGAAUGUUACAAACUGUGCUCAAAAACAGGAAAUUCGGUUCAAAGAGUAGUUUACUAUUUCGCAGAUGCACUACAAGAGAGGAUCCACGGGGGAAAGGGUACUGUUGUAAAAGCACAAGAAGUAAUGAAAGCAUUAUUAAGUAAUCACCCGGUUCAUCUAGCUACCUUUAGAAGCCUCCCCCUUGAGCAGAUCAUGCAGUUCACUUCAGUUCAAACCAUUUUGGACAAUUUGGGUUCAGCAAAGAAAAUCCAUCUAAUCGAUCUCUCGAUCAAGCACGGACUGCAAUGGACAAUCCUGAUGCAAGCCUUGUCGAACUCGAGUUCGGUCGAUUAUGUCAAGAUCAGUGCUGUUGGGACUUCAGAGGAGGAGAUCACUUCGACCGGUAAGCGCUUAACAAGUUUUGCUGAGAUCCUAAAGUUACCAUUUGUGUUCAAACCGGUAAUAGUUUCGGACAUCAAGGAACUCAAGGAAGAUAUGUUUAAGAUAGAAGAGACAGAAACAAUUGCCUUAUACUCUUCAAUGGACAUGAACACCAUGAUCAUAAAGCCUGAUAGGCUCGAGAACGUAAUGAAGGUGAUAAGGAACCUGAGACCGCAAAUUGUGACGGUUGUGGACGUGGAGGCGAAGCAUAAUUCGCGAUCGUUCAUUAACCGGUUCACCGAAGCAUUGUUUUACUUCAGCGCGUUCUUCGACUGCUUAGAGAAUUGUAUGAGAGGGGACGAGAGAGUGAGGAUGAUAGUAGAAGAGGACUUCUUCUCGCCGGGAAUUAGUAGUAUUGUUGCAGCUGAGGGGAGUGAGAGAGUGAUUAGGCAAGUAGGGAUUGAUGUGUGGAGGUUGUUCUUUGCUAGGUAUGGGCUUGUGGAGGCUGAGCUUAAUCAGUGGUCAGUGUAUCAGGCUAGCUUGUUGGUAAAGCACUUUGCCUGUGGGGAGUCAUACAGCUUUGAGGUGAAUGGGAAAGCACUUCUUGUUGGGUGGAAGGGGACUCCAUUGCAUUUUAUUUCUGCUUGGAAGUUCCAAUAAGCUACUCCAAUUUUACAGCCAGGAUUUUCUUUCCCUUUCCUUUUCUUUUCUUUUUUUCUUCAUCUUUGCUGGAAUAUGAAAUUAAUGUCUUGAAAUAGAAUUCUUGUGAUGUUCUUUUAUAUACCUGAACUCUGCAACUCAAGUUUACCAGUUUCUCGAGAUUUAUUUGCAGUAAUUGGACAAUGAAUCCACAGAUGUUAUGUUUUAUUA
Ananas comosus (pineapple) is the source of this 2447-nucleotide messenger RNA. RefSeq names its product DELLA protein RGL1-like. Gene Ontology annotation, cellular component: nucleus. The transcript is spliced from 2 exons. Bases 570 to 2237 code for a protein of 555 amino acids. NCBI's taxonomy places the organism in Eukaryota, Viridiplantae, Streptophyta, Magnoliopsida, Poales, Bromeliaceae. The record is from RefSeq and is a predicted model, not a curated record. Gene Ontology annotation, molecular function: DNA-binding transcription factor activity; sequence-specific DNA binding. Gene Ontology annotation, biological process: regulation of DNA-templated transcription.